Molecule: messenger RNA, 603 nt
Organism: Naumovozyma castellii
Lineage: Eukaryota; Fungi; Ascomycota; Saccharomycetes; Saccharomycetales; Saccharomycetaceae
Gene: ALG13
Product: N-acetylglucosaminyldiphosphodolichol N-acetylglucosaminyltransferase catalytic subunit ALG13
Exons: 1
Coding region: 1-603 (200 amino acids)
Source: RefSeq, a predicted model, not a curated record
AUGGUAAAGAAAACGUUGUUUGUUACAUGUGGGGCCACAGUACCCUUUCCUCAGCUGAUAAAUUGUAUACUGAGUCCCGAAUUUACCAAUCGAUUAAUUCGUAUGGAAUUCAAACGGUUGAUAAUACAAUUUGGCAAAGGCUAUGAGGAGGGAUUUACUAAGCAAUUGAAAAGUUUGGGUAGACUAUUUCCAAAGGAAUCUCCCGUUCAAGCUUCAGAUUAUGGAACUCCAAAGAUUACAGGUUAUACACUUCUUAAUGAUGGUAACUUUGAGAUAUUUGGGUUCCCCUUCUCUUCUAAUAUUCAAGAGUGCAUUGAAAGAGAUGCCACGUUGGUUAUUUCCCAUGCAGGUACAGGAUCGAUACUGGAUUCGCUCCGAUUGAAAAAACCAUUGAUAAUAUGUGUCAAUGACACUUUAAUGGACAACCAUCAAGAACAAAUCGCAAUUAAGUUUGAAAGUAUGGGGUACGUCUGGUCGUGUAAGCCGAAGAUAGAGGAAUUGCUUGGUUGCCUCUCUAAAUACCAAACUGAAACACCAAAACUAUUCCCCAAUGCUCACAAUGAAGAAUUUUCUAAUUUCUUGAAGAAUAGAGCUUAUAAUUAG